Messenger RNA from Kwoniella shivajii, 501 nucleotides. RefSeq lists its product as uncharacterized. The record is from RefSeq and is a predicted model, not a curated record. NCBI's taxonomy places the organism in Eukaryota, Fungi, Basidiomycota, Tremellomycetes, Tremellales, Cryptococcaceae. Gene Ontology annotation, cellular component: Golgi apparatus. The coding region runs from base 1 to 501 and encodes 166 amino acids. The transcript has 5 exons.
AUGGAAGUACUCGGCCACGUCAAUAACAUAUCUGAAUAUGCGAGAUCAUUGAAAGAUACUCGACUUUCAUCAUUGAGACAUCCAGGAGAAUUCUUUGAUUAUCAACGCGUUUCAAGACCCAAAGACACACAAGAAUAUCUCAAGAGGGCAAGUUACAAUGUACGAUACUUCUCAGCAAACUACGCUAUAGUUGUAGCUCUGCUUGCAGUUUACAGUCUCAUUUCAAAUCCACUUUUACUCAUCGCUUUGGGUUUCCUUAUUGGUGGAUUUUUAGGUAUCAAUAGAUUUGUACCUGAACCAUUUGAAUUCAACGGUAAAGUCAUAACACCUCAAAACCUCUAUAUCGGUCUUUUCGUCAUUGGUAUUCCUCUCCUUUGGAUCGCUGCUCCUAUCUCUACUUUUUUCUGGCUCGUGGGAAGUUCAGGCUGUGUAGUUGGUGCUCACGCUGGAUUACUUGAACCCGGAGUAGAAUCCGAAUACGAAGGGCUCGAGACUGUAUGA